Messenger RNA from Triticum aestivum (bread wheat), 1330 nucleotides. RefSeq lists its product as uncharacterized. Bases 318 to 980 code for a protein of 220 amino acids. The record is from RefSeq and is a predicted model, not a curated record. The transcript is spliced from 3 exons. Lineage: Eukaryota; Viridiplantae; Streptophyta; Magnoliopsida; Poales; Poaceae.
CUCACAGGAUCUCAGCCCUGGAGAGAUCAGUCCGGCGAUUUGCAGAAAAAACAGGAGACUUUGUCAUUGUGCAAAGAUAGGAACAAGUUUCGACACACUUGGUGAGGCGUACGAUUUUUACAAUUUAUAUUCGUGGGCGAAAGGAUUCGGUAUUAGGUAAGGGAAGAGCAGGCUAAAUGUGGACCAGACAAAUUGCAUGCAAAAGAUAGUCUGUGGGUGUGCGGGGAGACCGCUUACGUGAGCAAACAUCGCAACUAAAAGACAUGCUGGCAAAAUCUACACACGAACUAUGUUCAAGCAGUUUUGCCAUAUAGUAUAUGAGUGCGGAGCAUACCAGAUGGAAGAGAUCGAGAAAGGAAAAACGUAUAUUACAAUUCAUACCGAGGCAGAGCGGCGGGAGAAGUGGUGAGGAAUUUGAUUGUGAAUGCGGCCAGUUCGCACACAUGCGGAUGCUCUACAGCCAUGUCUUGAAGGCUCUGGACUUUAUUCUUAUUAAGGAAAUACCUUGGAAGCACAUAGUGAAAAGAUGGACUAGAGAUGCCAGACACAUCCUACUCCCUCAUCUGACACAAUAUCAGAAGGACAAUGCUCACAAAAAUUCAUUUAGUUAUAGGCAUUUCAAUAUGUCGAUGCAUGACAUGAAGCUUGGCCGUAUGGGGGACACGAGUGUUGAAGCAUAUACACAUCUAAUUUCUAUGAUCAAGAAUUGUGCUGCUGGAAUGACACCAUUUGCUGAAAUAAUAAGAGACAGUCUUGGAUUAGAGGACAUGAUGGCAGAGAAUGGAGAUGUUGUUAACCAGGUUCAGACACAAGUUGGUAUUCAGUUUGCACCAAACAGAGUGGAUAGUGUUGUUGGCAACGACGAAACAACUCGGCUAACGAGUCUGGUAAUAGGCUGUCAGGAUUAUUACCUCUGGCUAAGAGGAAGGACAUGGGAAGGCCUACGACAAGCAGAGAGAAGGCGUUUUAUGAAGGUUUGAGUAAGAGGACAAGAUUUUGCACGAUUUUUCGGCGGCAAGGCCACAAAUGUACAACUUUGCCCUGAUCGCGGGGAUGUCCCAAAGCAGGUGAGGAAACCUGCACGAUGCAAAAGUUGUGGGGUGGACAAAGCAGCAGAACUCAGACUGAAUAAAUUACAAACUUAGAUUGUUUCAGCAUGACAUAUUUCUGUCAUGGCCGGUGACUCAUGCCAGAGCAAGCACAGGGGACUGGAGUGCUAAUGUGACAUUGGGAGCGUCAGUGUGUGUGGGCACAGCCGGUCCUUGUGCGUGUGAGUGUCGGGCGCUGGUGUGGUGUACGUGAGGCCCUGGUUAGGAGUCGUGUGUGGUUU